AUGUCCGAGCUCUGGUACGAAACACCCGCCAGCGGGUGGGAUGAAGCCCUGCCUGUGGGAAAUGGCCGUCUGGGGGCAAUGGUCUAUGGGAGGACCGACACCGAACUGCUCCAGCUCAACGAGGAUUCAGUCUGGUAUGGAGGCCCGCAGAAUCGUCUCCCCGAAGAUGCAGCAGAACAUUUACCACGGCUUAGAGAAUUGAUUCGCAAUGGCGCUCACAAUGAGGCCGAGAAAUUGGUUACCCGGGCCUUUUUUGCUUCCCCAAAUGGCCAGCGCCACUAUGAGCCUCUUGGUACUCUGUCCCUCGAGUUUGGACACCUGCUUGACGACGUGAAAAACUAUCGGCGGUCGCUGGAAUUGAAGGAGGGCAUCGCCUAUGUGCAGUAUGAAUGCAAUGGAGUCCAGUUCCACCGCCAGGUGCUGGCGAGCCAUCCCGAUGGCGUACUGGCCAUACGGAUACAAGCUUCUCAGCGCACCGAGUUCUUGGUCCGCGUCAGUCGAUUGAGCGACGUGGAAUACGAAACGAACGAGUUCUUGGACGAUAUAGUGGUCGACGACCAAUCUAUCUCCAUGCAUGUUACUCCCGGUGGCAAUGGAAGCAAUCGCGCCAACUGCAGAAUAACAAUCCGCUGCGAGAAUGACGACCAAGAACCGGGAAUAAUCCAGCGACUUGGUAAAAACCUCAUCGUCAACGCAAAGGACACACUGGUCCUGAUCGCAGCGCAGUCGACAUACCGACACAAGGACAUUGACCGAGCAACAAUUGCGGACUUGGAGACUGCCCUAGCUCACUCGACAGACGACAUUUGGAAACGGCAUAUUACGGACUACCAAGUCCUAUAUGGCCGUCUGGAGCUGCAGCUCGGUCCAGAUGCGACUGAUAUUCCAACGGAUCGAAGAAUACAAAGCGCGCGAGAUCCGGGACUCAUCGCUCUAUAUCUCCACUACAGUCGCUAUCUACUGAUAUCCUGUAGUCGACCGGGUAGGGACGACGGCUCUGAUCGUGUCUUACCCGCAACGUUGCAGGGUAUCUGGAACCCAUCAUUCCACCCACCCUGGGGCUGUCGCUAUACCAUCAACAUCAACCUGCAGAUGAACUAUUGGCCCGCCAACGUGGGUAACCUGUCAGAGUGCGAGCAGCCGCUGUUCGCCCUGCUUGAACGCCUUGCUGAAGCUGGCACUGAAACUGCGCGCAAAAUGUACAGCUGCCGCGGAUGGACAGUACACCAUAAUACCGAUCUGUGGGCGGAUACGGCCCCUGUCGACCGUUGGAUGCCGGCCACUCUGUGGCCUCUCGGCGGUGCCUGGCUCUGCAUCCAUAUCUGGGAGCACUUUCGGUUCACGGGGGAUAAGAAAGCACUCGCCCGCAUGCAGCCCGUUUUGCGCGGCUGCGUCGAGUUUCUGCUAGAUUUCCUGGUAGACGAUGCCUCCGGUCAAUACAAGGUAACCAACCCGUCGCUUUCCCCGGAGAAUACGUUCCGCGAUGGAAAAGGCGAGGUAGGAGUGUUGUGUGAGGGCUCAACAAUCGACAUCCAACUGGUGCGUGCCGUCCUGGAGGCAUUCACUUCAGUACUCGAGGUUCUUGGUCUUGAGGACGAACUCCUCCCCGCUGUGCACGACACGCUUCGCCGCUUGCCACCACUGCGCAUUGGCUCUGCAGGGCAAAUGCAAGAGUGGAUGGCCGAUUAUGACGAGGUCGAGCCUGGCCAUCGCCAUGUCUCACAUCUGUGGGCUCUCUAUCCGGGCAGCGAUCUUACGCUCGAUUCGACUCCCGACCUAGCCAGAGCCUGCGCCGUCACUCUUCAGCGACGCCAGGGAGCUGGCGGCGGUCAUACAGGUUGGAGCAGAGCAUGGCUCCUCAACCUGCAUGCGCGUCUGAGGGACGCAGAUGAGUGCGCGGAGCAUCUCGAGCGACUCUUGGCGCAGUCAACGCUUCCCAAUCUCCUGGAUACGCACCCGCCUUUCCAGAUUGAUGGGAAUUUUGGCGGCGGUGCCGGGAUCUUGGAGAUGUUGGUUCAGUCACAUGAAGAGGGUGUCAUACGACUACUCCCCGCUUGUCCGGCUGCGUGGCGAAGUGGACGCCUUCGGGGAGUUCGGGCGCGUGGUGGGUUCGAGUUGGAGUUCAGUUGGGAGGAUGGAGUCAUUCGGGGGCCGGUUAUUGUGAAGUCGGAGCUGGAACUUAGGGCUGUAGUCUAUUAUCCCAACAAUGGGCCGCGGAAGGUCAUCGAGGGAUCGGGAGUCAUCGUCCUUGCCGAUGACGGGGAUAAUUAG
Molecule: messenger RNA, 2271 nt
Organism: Aspergillus calidoustus
Lineage: Eukaryota; Fungi; Ascomycota; Eurotiomycetes; Eurotiales; Aspergillaceae
Source: the annotation of a GenBank genome assembly